AAAAAAUUGCGAAACUCAGUGAAGGACUGUGGUUGAUUUUCAGCAGUAAAAAUAAUAAAAUAAAAGGUUGUUUAAAAAAAUAAUUUCAAAUUUGUAAUGAAAAAUUGUCUUUUCGCAGCCCUUCUUUUGGGUUCCUUAAUUCCGCUAAUAUCAUCACAGAGCGAGUCAUUUGACUUUAUCGACUCUCAAGGUCGUUGCUGGCGUUGUGUAGAUGGAUCAUGUGCAUCAUGUCCAGCUGCUCUCCUUCCCCAAAUAAGAAUUCCAGGAGUAAUUUUCCCAGAUCCAUGGGAUUUAACAUGUCCAGGACCAUCAGCUCAAGAUUGCAUUGACUUUCCAACUGCUAAAUUUCCAGCAGAUGACAUCAAUUGGUACUGGGAUUGCGCCCAUCUAAGUGGCAACGUUCCACUCAGAUGCGAGUGCGACAAAGGAUUUGAUAUGAGACAACAAAUGUGUGUGUUUUCCAACAAUAUGCAGUCAAUUGGAUGCAACGAUCAAUCUUAUAGUAACAGUAUUAUUACUGAUUGCGCUUCAACAUCGACAACUGUAGCAACAACAACAACAGUUACAACAACAACUUCCACACCAUGUGUUUGUAUGCCAUUCUGGCCAUGCCGAUGUAAUCCAUGCUGGAAUAUGCCAUGUCACAGUUGUGGUGGAUGUGGAAUGAUGAUGGGAUAAGUUUUAGUAAUCCAGUAAAUCCUGAAGUUCUUUCCAUAAAAAAAAAAAAAUGUAAAAUCCACAAAAUUCACAAUUUUUCACCUUAUCCAUCGUGUUUUUUAAAUAAGGUUCAUCCAUGUAAAGUAUCAAGAUAAUAGUUUAAGAGAAUAAAGUUUAAAAAAAAGGUUCAGCAACAAAAAUGUGUACAAAAAUAAGAAAAUAGUAAUAAUGGAAUAAAAAAUUAACAUUUUUUCAUG
Messenger RNA from Chironomus riparius, 914 nucleotides. Lineage: Eukaryota; Metazoa; Arthropoda; Insecta; Diptera; Chironomidae. The record is from the annotation of a GenBank genome assembly.